AUGAAGGAUGGCACAGAGAUCAUGGACCAACAGACGCUAUUAGAGGCAUUCGCUGAUGGUUUUGAAGACGAAGAAGAGGGCUUUGGAGACGAUAUUGACCUCGAGGAGCUAGUACAAGUAGCAAAAACAGUUGAGCAAACUCACGCAGCAGGCCAAAUUAGCUUUGUGCCAGACGAUGACGAUCCAGCACCUCCUCCACCAUUGCCAAUCACCACACCAUGCGCACACAGAUUUGACCCAGAAGAGAUGCGAACAUGGGUGUAUCCAACAAACUAUCCAAUUCGCGGCUAUCAGCUGAAUAUCGUCCACAGGGCAAUGUUCAAUAAUAUCUUGGUGGCACUGCCUACUGGUUUAGGAAAGACCUUCAUUGCAGCUGUCGUUAUGUACAACUAUUGGAGAUGGUUUCCAGACUCAAAGAUCCUCUUUUUGGCUCACUCCAGGCCUCUUGUAGAUCAGCAAAUUGAAGCAUGCUUUACGAUUUGCGGCAUACCUCAGGAUCAAACAGCAGAGAUGACAGGCGUAUCAAAAGCAGACAAACGUCGAGAUCUAUGGAGGGCCAAGCGUGUGUUCUUUGCUACACCUCAAACAGUGCAAAAUGACCUCAGGUCGGGUAUCUGUCCUGCUCACCUCGUUGCUUGUGUUGUGCUGGAUGAGGCUCACAAAGCUACUGGCAAUUAUGCAUACACACAAGUCAUUCAAAAGAUCUACAAAACGAACAAGAGCUUCAGAAUAUUGGCAUUGACAGCUACGCCUGGCAGCACUGUAGACGCUGUGCAGAAUGUGGUGACCAACUUGCACAUUUCAAAAAUCGAGAUCAGAACCGAGGAAUCCAUGGACAUCCGUCAAUUCUCUCAUGGCAAGAAUACGCAGCGCAUCGUCGUCAAAUUAAGUUACACUGAAGGCUCUACUGGCAUCCUGCCUCGCAUCAUUAACGAUUAUGUAACUAAAGUCUUUGAGCCUAUGCUGAUCGACCUGUCCAGGAAGCCAACUGGUGUGCCAGCUUCGGCCAAGAGUGUAUCGACUUACUAUUUAAUGAUGCUUCGACAACGGUUUGCAGCAGAGGCAAAGAAUUUGAACCAGAACCUCAAGUGGGCAAUUUCCAGUGGAAUGCUGGUCGCAGAAAGUGCAUGUCGAGCUUAUGAAUAUUUGACUCAAAUUGGCGUUACUCCCUUUAUCGAAAACCUGGAAACUUUGUUUGCGGAAUACGAGGAGAAGCGUGCAAGCGGCGGUCGACUUAGCAAGGCACAGACUGCGUUCCAGAAUAACGCUGCCCUGCAGGGUAUUUUACGAUUUGCUAAACAAGAAGCACAAAAACCCGACUUUAUUGGCCAUCCCAAGAUGGAUCAUUUGGUAUCCAUUCUCUUGAAUCAUUUUGGAAGCUUGUCUGACGGUGAAGUUUCCAAGGUUAUGGUGUUCUCCAGUUUCCGUAGCUCUGUUAUAGAUAUCCGCAAUGUGCUUGAUAGACAUAAGCCAAUGAUUCGAAGCACCGUGUUUGUUGGACAGGCCACUGAUAAGCAGGGCACCAAAGGCUUGAAUCAAAGAGAGCAGCAAGAGGUCUUGCGCAAGUUCAAAUCCGAUGAAUUCAACGUGCUGGUAGCAACAAGUAUUGGUGAAGAAGGUCUCGAUAUUGGUGAAAUUGAUUUGAUCGUCUGUUUCGAUUCUCAUUCAUCGCCAAUUCGUAUGCUUCAAAGAAUGGGUAGAACUGGCCGUAAGAGAAUGGGUAAAUGUAUCCUGCUUCACACUGAAGAAGAAGAAAAAAAGUUCAACAAAGCCAAAGACGCCUACGCUAAUGUACAGAGAAUGAUAUCAAGAGGUGGCGCUAUCAAGUAUUACAAGCCUGAACCGCAAAUACUGCCCGUCAAUUAUAAGCCAACCAUCUGUCGCAAACAACUUGUAGUGGGCACAUAUCAACCGAAAAUAAGCACCAAAAAGAGAAGAAAGAAGGCAGAAAGCACUGACUAUACCCAAGAUGGCUUCCUUCAAGACGAAGCAGAGCGAUCAUUCAUUCGUGCCUUCUGCAACGCACGCCAUAAUUAUACCAGCAUGGAUCAAAUUACAAGCGCAUUCUGGCCGAAAGACAAAACUGUACACAGUGUCAGUAAAUUUGUCCCUCUGCAAUCUCGGCUACAAGCUACUCAUCGUAUCGGUCACUCCAAAAGAACUCUGCAAUUGUCAAAUCUGGUGGAGAAAAUGGAGUAUCGCAUUAUGCAUCCCGAGGAAAAGAUCAGUGCACACAUACCCAAGCAAAUGACACAACUCAAGCUACCCUCCAAAUUUUCAACGAAUACCCUGACGAUGCCUACACCUCGUAAACGGCGAAAAGCGCCUUCAAACGCAAGGCUUGACGACGAUGAUUUCGAUGCGUUCAUGCAGAAUAACAAUAUCAAUCAGAUUGUAGAUCUGCCUUUGCCUGAAGACGACCAGGAGACUCGACCACCUAUAGUGCAACAGCAGCCCAAAGUCAACAAGGGAAAAUCUAGAAUGACACUGAGCCAGGAAAUGCGGGAGAUCAAUGUUAUGACAGAAGACAUGGAUGUAGAUGCUAGUCAGCAAGCGUCCAGUAGCCUUCCAUCUUGGGAUAAUGAGCCACGAUCAUGGGAACAGAUGCUGCCGGAUGAUGUGUUUGAAGAUGUCGAUCCGCUGCCUGACUUGGGCCAGCAAGGACCUUCUAUUCAGACAUCAUUCCUCAACAAUACUCCGCGUACACCUACACCACCCUCUCGUCGUCCUAUCCACCAACUUCCAUCACCAGCACCACUGCAGCCAUCAGCCUCUUUGAUGAGCGAGAGCGAUUCUGGAGAUGAAUUUGAUUUCUCAUUGGAUGCCUCAUUUCUGGAACAAGCGGAUGCAUUAGCAAAGUCAAAAACAGAGCUUGGCUUUGAUGAUGCUCUAGAGCCUAGGUUUGAUUUUGAAAAGACGAGCAGUGUGUCUGGCAAAGAGAACAAAGUAUCUACGUUGAUUUGGCCUAGUCAUCCUCCAUUCAGUGAAAAAGGACUACGGUUACUGGAAGAACGUCAGAAGAGAUUGGAGGCAAGAACAGGACAUUAUAUUCACAUGCAGUUCAAGAAGCCUGCUACUCGCAAUAGUGAUCCUCAAUCAUCUCCUGCAGUUACCGCCACAGCCACUGCUAUACCGUCGCCACCACCACCGCCAGAGCAGCUAGAUCACUCAAUGGAGGAACCAGAGAAAAAUGCGGAAGAAGACGAAUUUUGUGAUUUGGACUUUAAUGAAGAUAUGUUUGCCAACUUUUUGGAGAACAAGAUUGAUGACGAUGGUUAUUAUGCAGAAAACUUUAUGUUUGGUCAGGGCGAGACAUCUACACAGAAUAUCGCAGAGCAGUCCAUCCUGCUUGCUGAUUUGGCCACUGAACAACCCUCAACCAGCCAUGAGCCGAUUGUGCUGUCUUACCCGCAACAUGCACAUCCCAGCAGUGCGCCUCCAUUAAGCAAAAGCACUCAAAAUCAAAGUCAAAGUCAAAAUUAUCAGUGGUAUAAAGAUGCUUCUACGAAGGAAGAGGAUAUUAUUGAAUUCGAUGUGGAUGCCUUAUCAUCAGCUUCUGACGAAGAAACAGCAACUGCUCCUCAGGAUGCUGCUACGAACAAGCAUGACACCUUACAGAGACAACCUAGCAUAUUCUCUAUCGAGGAUUCUCAAGACAUACCACAACAGAAAGAACAGGAUGAGCAUGUUGAGCUGAGCGAAGAUGGGAGUGCGAUCAGUCCUAUCGUUCAUAGACACCGUCGAAAGAUAAUCAUUAGUGAAGAUGAGCAAGAGAGUCCUAGUCUACUAUCUGCGCUAUCAAAAGGCCUAUAUACCCCGUCCCCAUUGCGACGAGCCGCUGAAAGUGAAUCCCCUGUUCUGAUCAGAAGAAAGCUGAAGAGGACCUUAAUUGAAGACGACGACGAUGAACAAGUAGAGGAAGAGGAUUCUGUCGAUGAUAAUGAUAAGCAGACAAAAAGCAAAGGCAGAAAACGGCUCAAGAGAAAGACGGUUCAUGAUGAAGACGACGAUUUUGUGGUACUUCCACCCUCAGAACAAGAAUUGAAGAGGCGUUUGUUGCAAAGCAGAGAACUCAACAAAAAGCAUCACAAGAAGCAAUAUCAUGCAUCAGCUCAAGAUGAAGGAUUUACCAAUCCAUUUGUUGAACACGAGGCUGAUUAUUCAUCUGAUGGCAGUCAUACAGACGAAGACGUGGAAGGAUUGUUCAACUCUAGCGCUUCAUCCGUAUUGAAUUCCUUUAUCGUGGACGAUGAUGAUUGCAGUAGCAUAGGAAACGGUAGUGCAUUGUCAGCAUCUGAUGGCCUUGGACCCCCGAUGGUCUUGCGUACACUUGAUGAGGAUGAUCCCAUUCGACGUAUUGGAAAGCAUUGGAUGAAUCGAUUCAACGCGGAUAAAUGGCUCAAUGUGAAUGAAGAGGAUGAUUCUGUUGUAAUCAGUGAAGAAGAAAUGGGGAGCGAAGAGAGCAUCAGCGACUUCACUUCGGAUCUGAGAGAGCCGUUAGUCCCAGUAGCUGAUGAUGAUGGAGACUUCAUGUAA
Mucor velutinosus is the source of this 4536-nucleotide messenger RNA. RefSeq names its product sphinganine kinase lcb4. The record is from RefSeq and is a predicted model, not a curated record. Gene Ontology annotation, molecular function: hydrolase activity; 3'-5' DNA helicase activity; four-way junction DNA binding. Lineage: Eukaryota; Fungi; Mucoromycota; Mucoromycetes; Mucorales; Mucoraceae. Gene Ontology annotation, biological process: double-strand break repair via synthesis-dependent strand annealing; interstrand cross-link repair. The transcript is spliced from 3 exons. The coding region runs from base 1 to 4536 and encodes 1511 amino acids.